AUGGACGACCUCUCCCUCGACAGCCCACGCAACGGCGAUGACAUCAAGCACGCGCCAAAGACGCCCAAGAAGAAGCAAAGGAAGGAGAAGGGCAGUGACGCCACCAACGACACAAAGAAGAAGGAAAAGGAGAAAAAGAAGCCGGUGAAGAGCAGCAAGCAGCAGAAGAAAGACAAGAAGGGCAAGGCCAAACCAAAGAUCCCCGCCUCCUCGUCCUCCUCCGCUCUGUCCCAGACCAAGAGCCGCCCCACCACCAUCAUCAGCGGCAGCACUUGCGUCGGCCUCAGCACCCGCGAGUUCUCCCAUCAAUCUGCUUUCGACCAAGAUGGCGACAAUGCCUCUUCUUCGUCUUCUUCUUCGUCUUCCAGAUCGCCGGCGACCAGGCCGGCCGUACCGCUCAUGGCCUCCUCGCCCUCCUCCCACCUCGGCAGCCGCGCGUCGCGGGGCAGCAUGCCCCAGUUCGCCUCGUCGCCCGAACUGCUCGACCUCUCCUCCGUCCGGUCGCGCCCCAAGUCCUCCAUCAUCGCCCCGUCGGCCGCCAGCUCCGACCCCGCCGUUCCCGCGCCCGCGCCGGCGACCACCAAGCACAGCCCGAGCAAGGAGAAGAAUGCGCAUUCGUCGUCCGGGUUCGAUACCACCGUCAAGGCGCCACCGAGCACGAGGGGUGCCGCGACGACGCGGAGCCGCAGCGGCAGUUCGGAGUGCGUGAUGGAGGGGUUCCUGGAGGAGGCGCUGCUCAAGCGGGUGGGCAGCACCCACACGCGCCGGGUGAGCAAGUGGCGCAAGCGGUGGGUCCGCCUCUUCCGCUGCCACGCCGGCACCUUCCUCCUCACCCACGACAAGCCGCCCGCCGCUGGGAAGAAGCAGACGUCGGUGAGGAGCAGGAUCGACGUGCUGGCGAUGGUGACGACCGAGAAGCGGGACGACGUCCGCCGAUACGCGUUCGUGCUGAUGCCCGACGACUGCGAUCGGCAGCCGCCCUCCUAUUUCUGCGCCGACACCGAGGGCGCCCGCAAGAGCUGGAUGGCCGCCAUCACCCGCGUGCAGAAACAGGAGGUCUCCGACAUCGUGCAGCCCCUCCGCUCCCUACAGCAGGAGCCUGGGAAGGAGAAGGAAGAGAGUGAACUGAGGCCUGGGAUGACGUCGCUGGACUUUGACGAUCUGGCGGAGGACAAGAGGAGGAAGCGCACGAUGGUCCUCGUGAACGGCGAGGAGAAGAGGGAGAAGGUGCUCGACAUUCAAGAGGAGCAGGAUCAGAUCAGCGACGAAGACAGCGAAGAGGCGCGGAUGAUGCGCGACAUCGAACGGCGAGUGCACGAGCUCCAGCACUCACCGCAGCGGCCAAGCGGCUUUGGACCAUCGGCGCCCGCACUGUCCAUGUCUUCCGUCCCGGCCUACUACCAACCCCAGCAGCAGCUCCAGAUCAUGCAGCAGCACCAGCACCAACAGCAGCAGGUGCUCCUUCGUCAGCAGUCCUACAGCGUUGUGGGGUCGCACCACCACGCACCCGGAGCGACGCUCAGCGGAAGCUACAACCCGUUCGUCGAGGUCCCAGCCGCCGCCGCUGCGGUCCCGCAGCACCACCUGCAGCCCCAGACCUCGGCCUCGUACUACAUGCAGCCGCCGGUGCGACGCGGCAGCUUCGUCGCGGCGGACCUCAGCAGCAGCCACUCGGCCCUGCCGCAGGCGCAGACGGUGGUGAUGUCGACUCUCUCGGCCGCGGCGGUGUCGCCAUCGACGUCCACUUCCAUAUCCUCCAUCUCGCCCCACGGCACGCCUCCGGCAGGCAUGCCCGUCCUGCCCUCGCCCCACAUUCCGCCGCCCUUCAUGCGCCAGUCCUCCAGCAUCCACAUGGCCGCUGCCCACCACAACAGCCACCACCAUCUCCUCUCCUCCGCGCCAUCCGCCGUCGCCCAGAGUUGA
Messenger RNA from Acanthamoeba castellanii str. Neff, 1923 nucleotides. RefSeq names its product PH domain containing protein. Bases 1 to 1923 code for a protein of 640 amino acids. NCBI's taxonomy places the organism in Eukaryota, Discosea, Longamoebia, Acanthamoebidae. The transcript has 3 exons. The record is from RefSeq and is a predicted model, not a curated record.